Molecule: messenger RNA, 753 nt
Organism: Funneliformis geosporum
Lineage: Eukaryota; Fungi; Glomeromycota; Glomeromycetes; Glomerales; Glomeraceae
Source: the annotation of a GenBank genome assembly
AUGAGUUGGUCAAGUUUCAAAAAAACAGUUGGUCGUACUGGAACAAAGAUAUCACAAAAAAUUGGUACCAUCGAAAAGACAGUCGAUGAAAAUUUCGAUAUAGAAGAACAGAGAUUUAAAAGUCUUGAAUUAAAAUGUGAAAAACUUCAUAAAGAAGCUAGAGGAUACUUGGAUUCAAUGAGAAGCAAAAUUGCUGAGACCAUUGGUCAUUUUUACGAAGAUUCAACUGAUAAAUCAUUAGUUGGAAAUAAAUAUAAAGAUGCUAUAGUUAAAUUAGAUCAUAAUUGUCGAACGUUCUUGGAUGAACCUUAUCGUCAAACUGUUACCGAGCCUAUUUUACGCUUUUGUACUUAUUUCCCGGGUAUUAACGAGACAAUCAAAAGACGAGAUAAUAAACUUUUAGAUUACGAUAGGCAACGCGCGAAAGUUCGUAAAUUGGUGGAUAAACCAUCGGAUGAUCCGAAUAAAUUACCAAGAGCUGAACAAGCAGCCAACGAAGCAAAUGAAUUGUAUGAAUCACUCAAUAGUCAGCUUUGCAAAGAAUUACCUAAUUUAAUUGAUCUUAGAGUUCCUUAUCUAGACCCCACAUUUGAGGCUUUUGUUAAAAUUCAAUUGAAAUUCUGUCAAGAAAGUUAUGAUAAUUUGAAUAGUUUACAAGAAGAUUUUCCUCCUAACAAUGAGAGACAAGUUGAAACCAAAGUUGAAGCUGUUUUACAACAAAUGCGUGAUUUAGCUAUUUGUGGAAUGGGUUAA